This is a messenger RNA of Amoebophrya sp. A25, 2869 nucleotides long. The record is from the annotation of a GenBank genome assembly. NCBI's taxonomy places the organism in Eukaryota, Dinophyceae, Syndiniales, Amoebophryaceae.
ACGAUCCAAUUUUCAGAGUUUAUAAGAAUUCGUAAACAACUAGACCGACAACGACAAGCAAGCAUUAGCAUUACAUUAGCCUUAGCGACAACGCGCUACUCGACCCGAUUCAUUUCUUUUACGUAAGGUACCCACCAGAACGUCUUCGAUCUGAACAAAGCCAUUUUAUUUCUGUCUAACAUCUAACAACAGGAUUACAAUAUCCAACUGCAGAAUUAUCACAUAUAUAAGAUUGAGUUGUUUGCUAAGAGUUUUUUAUGCAUUUUCCUCUUCGUCUCUUUCUGGAAAACAAGGACGCUUACUAGAAUUUUUUACUCUGAAUUAAGCAAAGAAUAUCUACAUUGCUCGAGAAUCUAUAACUCCUGAUUAUCACAAAACAAGACCUAUCUUAAUCUAAAAACCCCACUAACAAUAACUCAGUAAGUAUCUUCAACUAGUAAUAGUAUCUGUCUCUCCAUCAACACAAACACAAUCGAGAUGUAUGGACAAAACAAGAUGUACGGUGGAAACAGCAACUAUGGCUGCAUGGAAGCGGACAACUGGCGCAACACCGGUACCACCGCUUCUCCUGCCGAAAGUUCCUUUGAUUCUUCCGCUGAGCCCACUCCUCGUCGCUUCGGAGGACGUGGUGGUGAGAUGAACUAUCCUUCGCGUGGCAUAGGCAUGAACCAGGACAACUCAUCUUCUAUGCGUUCUCGUUCUCCUCGUGGAUUCUCCGCUGGAGGUUUUACUGCCGGAUCCCCCGGCGGCUUCGCUGCUUCCGGAGGUCUCGCCGCUUUCCACAAGAAGGACCACAAUGCUGGCGACGACAAUGCCCAGCAAGGACCAAUUGCUCGUUCCGCUAUCCACGGUAAGCAAACUGAUGAUGACACUCCUCUGCCGGUCGGCGAGUGGUUGCGUCAGAAUGAAGUUGAACUGCGUGGCGGAGACGGAAAGGUCGACGUGUGUCAGAGCUGGGAUGAAACGCCUUUUCCUCCUCAGAUGAUCGACAAGUUGCGUAACUUCCCGAAACCGAGUGUGAUUCAAUCUUGCGCUUGGCCCAUCGCCACUUCUGGGAAGAACUUGAUUGGUAUCGCAGAAACCGGUUCCGGUAAGACUUUGGCGUUCUUGUUGCCAGCUGCUUUGCACUGCAAGGAACAGCAGAAGAACGGAGGAAACCAGGGUGGCUAUGGAGGCUACAACAACGGAUAUAGCGGAUAUGGCCGUUAUGGAGGAGGCAGCGGUCAGCCGACCGCGUUGGUUUUGGCGCCGACAAGAGAGUUGGUAAGAGAUUUGGAUUCUUCUCACCAUAUACGUACACAUUGAUUCAUCAAUGAGCUAGAAUUUUGCUACUGGGGAGGAGUAUCUUCUUCCAGUUUUUAACCACAUUGUUAUCAACUUAAAAUGAAAUUCGUCCGUGAUCAUGUUUAUCUGCAUUAACCUAGCGACGCACUGUCAUCUUUGAAUCAAUUUCUUUAGGUCCAGCAAAUCGAGCUCGAGUGCCAAAAGUUCACUGAUCUUCGCUGCUGCUCUCUGGUUGGUGGUCUGCCUAAAGGCCCUCAGAUCGGCGCUCUCCGUCGUGGCGUCGACCUUGUCGUCGCUACCCCAGGACGCCUCUGCGAUUUGAUCGACAUGCGUGUCUUGUCUCUCGACAACAUCACCUACUUCAUUCUGGAUGAAGCCGAUCGCAUGUUGGAUAUGGGCUUCGAAAAGGAUCUGCGCAAAAUUGACUCCUACAUCAACCCGCAGACUAAGCAAACUCUGUUGUUCUCUGCCACUUGGCCUCGGGAAGUCCAACGUUUGGCGGCUGACGUGAUCGGCCGCAACGGCGCAACUGAAAUCCGUAUUGGCGGAGCCGGAGACAACAACUUGCGCGCCAACCCGAAUAUCAAGCAACAUGUCAGAAUUGUCAACAACUUCUCGGAUAAGUCUCGUGCUCUAGGCGAAAUCCUCAAUGAUUUGCACGACAAACAUUCUCAUGAGAACAACGGCAACUUGCCAUUGACUUUGAUCUUCUCCAAAACGAAAAAAGGCUGUGAUCAACUCGCCCACGAAAUCUACCAGAACUGGCGUGUCAAUGCUGAGGCAUUGCAUGGUGACAAAUCUCAGCCAGAGCGCGACUGGGUCUUAGAGCAGUUCCGAAAUGGAAGACAGCCAGUCAUGGUUGCAACGGACGUUGCGGCGAGAGGAUUGGACGUGAAGAACGUCAAGUGCGUCAUCAACUACGAUCUGCCAAUGAAUAUUGAAGAUUACGUGCAUCGUAUCGGACGUACUGGACGUGGUGGCGCCAUGAACGGUCAGGCGCACACCUUCUUCUGCGAAAGGGACAUCCAGUAAUUUUUGAUUGUCCAUUUUGAUUUUUUGGAUUGGUAUUAUUUGUAGUUUCGCAUUCUUAGGCGUGGCAAAAAGAUAUUUGUGUUGACGAGGAUAGCAGCCGAUCGUAUGGAUUCUCCUAGUGCUUCCUUGUCACCUAUCAUCCUGAUUCCACACUCCAAUCCCCUCUUCCUUCACUACUAUCUAAACAAAACAGGGCCAACGUCGGCAAAUACGCCAAGGAGCUCUGCCAAAUCUUGACUGAGGCAAAGCAAGAGAUCCCGGAAGAGUUGUCUCGUUUGAGCUACAGUGGCGGAUCCUCUCGUGGGUUCGGAGGCGGCAAGGGCUACGGCAAAGGAGGUAAGGUUAAGGCUCAAUUUAAGUCAUUUCCACGAUUCAUUUCUCACUGUUUUCUUUUCUAGAGAACUGAGAAAAUGAUAAAGAUAAUGAAGCUAAGAAAUAUAUAAUUGUUUUGAGCUCUAAUAAGGGUUUCGGAAAAGGAGGAUUUGGAGGAGGUAAAGGAGGUGGCCGUGGAUUCGGCGACCGAGGAAACAGCUUUGGGGGUGGCCGAUGGUAA